Messenger RNA from Liolophura sinensis, 2413 nucleotides. Its product is annotated as GSK3-beta interaction protein-like. The record is from RefSeq and is a predicted model, not a curated record. Gene Ontology annotation, molecular function: protein kinase A binding; kinase regulator activity. Gene Ontology annotation, biological process: regulation of canonical Wnt signaling pathway. Bases 8 to 394 code for a protein of 128 amino acids. Gene Ontology annotation, cellular component: cytoplasm. NCBI's taxonomy places the organism in Eukaryota, Metazoa, Mollusca, Polyplacophora, Chitonida, Chitonidae. The transcript has 2 exons.
ACACGUUAUGGCGGACAUACGCACAAAUGGAACGGAAGAGAUAGAUGAUACACUAAAACUGGAAGCUGAACAUCUCGCACAAGAGGUAGCUUAUGCUGUGCAUGACAUACAGUUAUCAUCAGUUCUCGGGGCAUUUGACGAUCGUGUAUAUAUCAACCUUACAACAAAGGAAAAGGAAAGCUUUUGUGUUCAACUCACGGCACAAGGAUUCAAGAUUGUUGGCAAAGAAUAUAAUAAAGUUGAUGAGAAGUGUUGUAAAGAUAAUCAGUGUUAUGAGACAUUAUAUUCUCUUCUGGACAAGGUCAGUCCACAGUACAGAGUCAGCUUUGGCAAUGUGUUGUUCCAGAAACUGGAAUCAUUGAAGAGCCAGCAAAGUGAUGGGGAAGAUGGAUGAAAGCACUCCAAGGGCCACUUGCACAAAGUAAUUGCUGGCAACACGUUAAAAUGCCAAUGGCAGUUACAAUCGGCUUAGCCUGUGAUCAUUUUGUGGAAGAAACUCAGAUCUAUAACCAACUAUUUAUAAGACAUAAAACUUGUUCAGAGUGGAUCUAAAAACAAUGACAACAGAUCUGUUAUCAUGCUAUAAUCAUAUGUACCAAGUCAAAGAUUGCGAAAAGUCUGUAUGGACGUAUGCGUUAAAAAGGAAUUUUUUUUACUAGAGUCUUGUACAGAAUAAACCUCUCAUUAAACAUAAAAUUUAACAUUUUGACAGUGACUAAUUCAAAUGGUGGAACUUUGGAGGCAUUUCUCUUCCAGUACGUCAACCAUGGCAACUAACAACAUUUAUCCAACAGUGUAUGGUGCGGUGGUUGUAAGAGCUAGAUGAUGUACCCAGGUAGUAGCAGGUUACUGGUAAAUAGAGAGAAAAACGACAACUAGACUAGUAAUCAGCCAACAUUUAAUCAAAAAGUAGUCUGUCCAGAAAACUAUUACAUUUAUUUUAUUCUCUUUUUUUUAAGAGGCAGAUGUCAUGGAUUGGAAAUACAACAAGUGUAAAAUCAGAAACAGAUGGAAAGACAUAUGCUUGUUUAAUUAUUAAAUAUUUGAUAAAAUAUGAUGAGAAUGUUACAUAGAAUACAUGCCUAAAGCACCAAGGUUAUCAGAAUGACAAGAAAUUGAUUCUGAACAUGUAUUAAUAUAAAGAUCUACAGUAGCUUAUUUUUAUUUUUGUAUGAAAAUGAUUAAAUCAUUGUAUUCAUGAUUUUUUAACGUACUGUUACACACAUACACACAUAUAAUCAUCUCUAUACAUGUAUGUGUUAGCCGACUGGAAAUUAUAUUAAUACAUAGAUCUGGAAACCACUGUUCUUAUUUUUGUAUCAAAAUAUGUAUAUUAUUGAGUUCAUGACUGUUUAAAGCACUUUAAUUCACAUAUGCCAUGUUCUCCACAUUGUACCACAGUUCCACUGUUGGUUAAAUCUUCAGUGUACGUAGAAUGUACCUGCAGAUUCCACCCUGAUGUACAUGUACAUGUGUAUAUAUAGGCUAGGAGUUGUGAAUAAAUACUUGUCAUUUAAGGUAACAUGAAAAUUUAUAUUUUUUGUUACUGUAAAUUUUCCUUCACUUAUUGCAUGCUGGCAUGGGAUUUGACAUCCGAUGACGAGAAAAAACAAAACAACAAAACAAUAAUACCACUCUCACAAGUGAAAUGCUUAACAAAGAUAAAAAAUUAUUAAAACAUGACUAAAUGAUAAUGAUAAUGUGUGAAAACUUAUCUCUGUGGACCCAAAUACCAUAUCUUAAAGCCACUUGCUAAUACUGUUCAACAAAGUGGAUCACAAAGAAGCACUGCACUGUCUUUGUUUGAACUAAGAUAGGAGAUCAUGUAACUGUGGUUAAGAACUUUGAUAAUCAGUGACAAAUCUGAAACCUGUAUUAUUACCACAUGGCUUGCAAACAUAGUUCGAAAACAAAUUAGUGCAUACCAGCUUCUACUAUUGCCAAGUUAGUGUUCAAUUUAGAAACGCUUUCACAAAAGCAUGUGCUACAAUAUGGUGUUUUGUCAAAUACCACCCCCUCCCCAUUCAAAACAACAACAAUGAACUACUUCAAGAGCCAAGUGUCAAAAACAUUGCGGCAUGCACCACUAACCCUUUAAUACAUUUAGAUACCCAAUGGUACUUCACAUCUCAUGAAGUUUCCUCACGUAAAACAAUAAUGCCUUGUACAAUGAUCAUUUUAUUAAUAGUACUCGAGUAAUUUCUUGGCAAAAGGACUAGUAUGCAAAGUAGAUACAUGUAUUACACUCUGCACCGGAUGAUAGCUCCACAAUUCCAGGAUAUGCUGGAAAUCUCGUGUGCACAAGAAAAAUUAAAACCACCAACUCAAAAAGUAUUGUUACAAUCAAUUAAAUAAAAAAAAAAUCGUAAAGUUUGGCAAGCAUGCAUGAUUUUGUAAAAUAACAAAACCUGAA